CUCACUAGUCGUUCUAUGGAUGAAGGCGAAUGGGAGCUGGCGGAGAGCGACCGGUGUUAUAUUAUAAGGGUAGUAAUCUAAGACUAGGACGUUAUUUACAUCAAAUCCCUUCGCAGAAUGAACAUGGAUGAAGAUAACCGAGUGCCUGAAGAUCUCUCACUUGAAGAGAGAGAUGAACUGUCCAACAUUAGACGGAGGAAAAAAGAGCUGCUAGAUGACAUUGAGCGGUUAAAGUUUGAGAUCUCAGAAGUCAUGACAGAGAUCGAACAUUUAACGUGUGUCAGAGAGACCAAAAGCUCUCAGAGGAACAAGCAGAUUGCUGUCGGAAGAAAGAAAUUCAAUAUGGAUCCUAAAAAGGGAAUCCAAUUUCUUUUGGAGAAUGAUCUUCUGCAGCACACACCUGAGGACAUCGCACAGUUCCUCUAUAAAGGCGAAGGCUUAAACAAAACUGUCAUAGGAGAUUAUUUAGGGGAACGAGAUGACUUCAACAUUAAGGUUUUGCAUGCAUUUGUGGAGCUUCAUGAGUUUGCUGAUCUCAACCUGGUGCAAGCAUUGAGGCAGUUUUUGUGGAGUUUCAGACUUCCUGGUGAAGCACAGAAAAUUGAUCGAAUGAUGGAGGCCUUUGCUGCUCGAUAUUGCCAGUGUAACCCAGGUGUCUUUCAGUCCACAGACACAUGCUAUGUUCUCUCGUUCUCCGUCAUCAUGCUCAACACCAGCUUGCACAACCCUAAUGUCAGAGACAAGCCCACGGUGGAAAGGUUCAUAUCCAUGAAUCGGGGCAUCAACGAGGGAGGAGAUCUGCCUGAGGAGCUGCUCAGAAAUUUAUAUGAAAGCAUUAAGAAUGAGCCUUUCAAAAUUCCUGAAGACGAUGGGAACGAUCUAACUCACACAUUCUUUAAUCCGGACAGAGAGGGAUGGCUGCUAAAACUAGGGGGAAGAGUAAAGACCUGGAAGAGGAGGUGGUUCAUUUUGACAGAUAACUGUCUGUAUUACUUUGAAUAUACAACAGACAAAGAGCCUCGGGGGAUCAUUCCGCUGGAGAAUCUUAGUAUAAGAGAGGUGGAGGAACCAAGAAAACCAAAUUGCUUUGAGCUCUACAACCCCAGUCAUAAGGGGCAGGUAAUUAAGGCAUGCAAGACGGAGGCUGAUGGGAAGGUGGUGGAGGGGAAUCACGUGGUUUACAGAAUAUCCGCACCCACGCCGGAGGAGAAAGAAGAGUGGAUCAAAUCCAUCAAGGCAAGCAUUAGCAGGGAUCCUUUCUACGACAUGUUGGCUACUAGGAAACGGCGAGUGGCCACUAAAAAGUGAGCCGUAGACCUUUCGAGUUCAGGUUUAAUAAUCACUCUCCAAGUGGAAACCUUCACAUGGGAUCCUGAAUGUUCUGGAGGUGACAGACAGAGACAUGAGCUCUCUUGAGGAUAAAGAAGGACAAGAUUUAAAAAAUGAUGGGGUCUGUAUAGGUCCUGAGGUAAUGUA
Molecule: messenger RNA, 1476 nt
Organism: Sinocyclocheilus anshuiensis
Lineage: Eukaryota; Metazoa; Chordata; Actinopteri; Cypriniformes; Cyprinidae
Gene: cyth3a
Product: cytohesin 3a
Exons: 14
Coding region: 118-1308 (396 amino acids)
Biological process (GO): regulation of ARF protein signal transduction
Molecular function (GO): guanyl-nucleotide exchange factor activity
Source: RefSeq, a predicted model, not a curated record